AUAAGGUGCUUAAAGUCAGACCACCCUGCGUGCUCCGGUGUGCCCAAGACGGUGAUCAUCACGGACAUGAACUACUACCCAGUCUCCCGCUACCACUUUGACCUCAGUGGCACCGCCUUCGGAGCCAUGGCCAAGGACGGCCGCAACGACGAGCUCCGCCACGCCGGCAUGAUCAACAUGCAGUUCAAGAGGGUGCCGUGCCAGUAUCCGGGGCUGACGGUGACGUUCCACGUGGAGGAGGGGUCGAACCCAUUCUACAUGGCAAUCCUGGUGGAGUACGAGAACGGCGAUGGCGAUGUGAACCAGCUGGACAUCAUUGAGUCGCGACCGAAUGGCGGUAAGAUGGCUCCAACAGGGCAGUGGGUGCCCAUGAAGGAGUCAUGGGGUUCCAUCUGGAGGAUGGAUGCCCACCACCCCAUGAAGGCGCCAUUCUCGUUGCGCAUCACCAACGAGUCCGGCAAGACACUUGUCACCGAACAGGUCAUUCCCAUCGAUUGGAAGCCCAACAAAACCUACAGCUCCCUCGUCCAGUUUCAUUAACUGAUCGAUCGGCCAGAUAUGCCCAUAUAUAUAUGAAACUAAUGAAAAGGGUAGUACCCUGAUUUGAAGAGAAAAAAUUGUGGUACAUGCGUGCAUGCCUAUGUAGCCGGCUGAGACGUCGCCUGUGAUGUCCAGUUGCAAGUGUGUCCGUCCAUCCUUCUAUAUCAAUAUCAAUAAAUGUUAUAUACAACUGAUUAUUUAGGGUAAUGUUA
Messenger RNA from Triticum dicoccoides, 752 nucleotides. Its product is annotated as expansin-B7-like. The annotation marks the transcript as partial. The record is from RefSeq and is a predicted model, not a curated record. Gene Ontology annotation, cellular component: extracellular region. Gene Ontology annotation, biological process: sexual reproduction. The transcript has 2 exons. Lineage: Eukaryota; Viridiplantae; Streptophyta; Magnoliopsida; Poales; Poaceae.